GUGUGGACAACGCGCCCUCUACCACGAAAGCAUGAUAAGCAAUUUGCGAUAAAAAUCAUGGAUGACCAAAAGAAACCUACAAAGAAGGUUGACUUAGGAUUGUUAGAAGAAGACGAUGAAUUUGAAGAAUUUCAAGCUGAAGAGUGGAAAGAAGAUGAGGAGGACACAGAAGAUGUCAAUGUUUGGGAAGAUAAUUGGGAUGAUGAUGUAGUGGAAGAUGAUUUUUCAAAUCAGUUAAGAGCGGAACUAGAAAAACAAGGGCACAAAGUUAAUCAACCUGAACCUAUGAAAACAUAGCAGACGAUAAAUUAACACUGUACAGAUUGAUGGGAAUAACCAAGGUCAAUUUAUAACACACCAUAUUAGAGAGGACAAUUUGCCAAUCUUACUGUAGAAGAUCCUUAAACUAUAAAUAGAGUAUUCAAGAAAUUUUGAUAAAAAGAUGUAUGUUUGAGUCUGUUGCCUCAAUGUUCCAGGGUACAAGCAGUGAAGGACUUUACUGAGGUUUAAGUUCUAUCUUCUAUCUCGUCUGAUCCUAUGUAUAGUUGUAGGAGAAAAUAAUGUAGAAUACUGCAUGCCAAAUAGUCUAUCCCAUUUCCUAGGUUAAAGUUUCAAACCACAGUAUGCGAAUUACACUGCCCUCCUUUGUUGUCAUCCACAAUUCCAAACAACUACUGUAGAAAGCUCAUAAACAGAGAACGAAAGUUUUUUUUUUUUUUUAUGGUAAAUGACAAAAAUAUUUUUGUCAUUAAUUUGAAUGAAAGUUAUGGUUUAAUAAUAUUUGCAGUCAGGGGAACUGUAAGUUCUUGGUAUUAAAAGUUGUGUACUUGUUCACGCAUGUUGAUUUUAUAAGUCAUUGUAUUAUUCAAGAGUCAAAUUUGUAUUGAUAUAAAAGCCAUUUGUAAAAAACAAUAAGUCAAAUUGUAUAAUUAAACACCUUUUCCUGAUUUGUCAUCAUUUCACAUUCAUAAUUCAGUUUAUAAGACUUGCUUUUUGAAUAAAUUUAUCAAUUCUA
Anneissia japonica is the source of this 1015-nucleotide messenger RNA. RefSeq names its product 26S proteasome complex subunit SEM1-like. The record is from RefSeq and is a predicted model, not a curated record. Gene Ontology annotation, biological process: proteasome assembly; double-strand break repair via homologous recombination; mRNA export from nucleus. The transcript has 3 exons. Lineage: Eukaryota; Metazoa; Echinodermata; Crinoidea; Comatulida; Comatulidae. Gene Ontology annotation, cellular component: proteasome regulatory particle, lid subcomplex; proteasome complex. The coding region runs from base 58 to 297 and encodes 79 amino acids.